CGUAAACUGAGGAAAAACUGUAAUGUACAAGACACGACCAAAUCCUGUCUUAUCAAGUUCCGCAAAGAAGAGCAGUUUACAGACGCAUAACCUCAUACAGUCUAGAUAUCUCUCCAUGUCGAUGAGAACUUUAAACCAAGCAUCCUAAGGCGAAUUGAAUAGAAGAAGAACUAGAAGCCCUAUAACAGAUGGUAUGGCCACCACAGUGCCCGGAUCUCAUCAUCAUUGAGUCAGUCUUGGAUUACAUGAAGAAACAGAAGCAACUGAGACAGCCUACAUUUUGCUGUUUUGAAGGCAAAGCAUCAUAGGAUGUUGAUAUACAAAGAAGCAAGCAUCAGUGGCCCAUGGAUACUCUGGUUCAUUUGCACCCUUCUCUCACUUCUUCAUGGAGUAAUAUCUGAAACCAGCAGAGCACUGGAUAUUAUGACAAAAUAUCCACUAAUCGAUGGUCACAAUGACCUGGCGCUGCGUCUGCGAAUACAGUAUAAAAACAAACUGAGUCAACUCAAUCCGCACAAUAUUCCUAAAUUGGCUACAGAUAUCACUCGCCUCACUGCUGGUCAUGUUGGAGGACAGAUCUUUGCAGCAUAUGUGUUAUGUACGGCUCAGGACAAGGAUGCUGUCAGACUGACUAUGGAACAGAUUGAUGUCAUUCGUCGUCUGUGUACUGAAAACCAAGAGUUGGAACUGGUCACGACAGCUGGAGGAAUGAGAAACAGUGCAAAAAUUGCAUGUCUAAUCAGUGUGGAGGGAGGUCACUCCAUUGACAGCAGUUUACCAGCACUGCGCAUGUUCUACCAGCUUGGAGUAAGAUCCAUGACCCUUACACACACCUGCAACACACCGUGGGCUGAGAGCUCAUCUAGACUUUACCCAUAUUACCAGCGGAAGAAAAAUAGCCUGACAGAAUUUGGGAAGGCAGUGGUGAAUGAAAUGAACAGGUUAGGAAUGCUGAUUGAUCUGUCCCAUACAUCAUGGGAGACAGCCAGAGCAGUGCUGAAGCAUUCUACAGCUCCAGUUAUUUUCAGCCACUCCUCAGCCCAUGCUAUCUGUAACGACACUCGCAAUGUACCUGAUGACCUGCUACUGCUCCUGAAAGAAAAUGGCGGGCUUAUCAUGGUAAACUUCUACAACAGAUUUGUAGCAUGCUCAAAAGAAGCAGACGUCUCUAUUUUGGCUGAUCAUUUUGAUCAUAUUAAGGAAGUGAUUGGAGCUGAAAGCAUUGGGAUUGGAGCAGACUUUGAUGGGGCAAAUGGAUUCCCUCAAGGCCUGGAGGAUGUAUCCAAAUAUCCAGCUCUAAUUGGGGAACUGAUGUCAAGGAACUGGAGUGAGGAAGAGUUGGCAGGAGUUUUAAGACUGAACUUCCUUCGAGUAUUCCAAGAGGUUGAAAAGGUGCGUGAUGAUAUGUCUAACACUUUACCCAGUGAAGUUGAAAUCCCAUUUUUGGAGGCAAACAACAGCUGUCGCGUGAUACUGACCCAUCCGGUCAUCAGUUCUGAGAGAAGCUAUCGAAACAGAAAUUCUCCUUUACUGCCUGCGACAGCUCUAGCCUGGUUCAUCUCAGGUUUUGUACAGUUAAUCUAAUUGUAGAGCAAUACAUCAACCAAGGACAGUGUACAAUCAAAUGUCUUAUUGCAGAUUGGCUUCAGACCAAGAGUUAAAUUGAGUGCUGAAUCUGAUACAUUUAUUCCUUUGAAGGUAUACAUUGUCAGGUAUGGAAGCAGUUCUUGAAAACUAAACUUGAGAUUUUUUUAAAUAUGGAUUUCUAGUAGACCAAUUUAAUUACUGUAGCUAAUGAAAAACAGAAAUGCCUUUUCUUUCAAUAAGCUUUUGAAUUAAACUUUUUAAGAGAAGUUUUUUUUUUUUUUUUUUAAAUAAGAACUCAAGUUGCCCAUUAGUUGAUUAAAUAAUAGUGUAACAGCAGUAUAGUAUUCUGUAUGUAUAUGGGACUGUGUGCGACUGUGUGUGCAUUCUGCAUGUGAUUGUGUGUGUGUGUGUCAUAGUCUAACCCAUUCAUCUCUCUCUCUCUCUCUCUCUCUCUCUCUCUCUCUCUCUCUCUCUGUGUGUGUGUGUAAGAGUGGGUGUGAAUCUUUUGCACUCUGGAUGUUUUAUAGCCUCACCCCUUCAUUUCUGUGUCUGUUCAUUCAGCAUUGGGGCUGUUAUAUAGAUUGUAUUCAACACAUAUAAAAAAAAACAAAAAAUACUCUGUUAGGAUCUUUCCCACUCAUUUCCUAUGGUUUAUUUUUAUUUGUUCAUCGAAUUAUUUUCUUUUUUUCUUUUUCAAAUUGCAUAUCUAAAUAAAGUCACCAAGUUUUGAACCACUCA
This is a messenger RNA of Myxocyprinus asiaticus (Chinese sucker), 2325 nucleotides long. RefSeq names its product dipeptidase 2-like. Gene Ontology annotation, molecular function: metallodipeptidase activity. NCBI's taxonomy places the organism in Eukaryota, Metazoa, Chordata, Actinopteri, Cypriniformes, Catostomidae. The transcript has 12 exons. The coding region runs from base 310 to 1584 and encodes 424 amino acids. The record is from RefSeq and is a predicted model, not a curated record. Gene Ontology annotation, biological process: proteolysis.